UUAUGAGUCAAGGGGAGAUAAUAAAAAACAUGGAUAGCGUUUUAAAAUAGCUAACGAAUAAUUUCAAUGAAUUAAUAAGUAGGGAAUAGUUAUUACGAUUUCUUGACUAGAGAUGCACAUAAUUAUUUGACAGGAUAAUCUUUGAAUAAUUAUAUUCGAGAAUGCCAAAAGGCAUGAAUGGAUAUGUUUCAGUAAAUGAUUUUAAACAAAUUGUGCUGUAAGCUUAUUAAACGUUGACAACUAAAAUUGCUCAAUCUUCUACUUUAAUGGAUCAAAAGCGAAAGUAAUAUUUCCUAUGUGAUGUAGCGAAUUGAAUUCAAUUUCAUAAAAAUUGAAACAAUUAGCGAAUACAGAGAGAUAUAAUAAUUACAAUAUUAGUUUACAAAGCACACUAACGAUUCAAAUAUUAGAUGGAAUAGUGUAGUUUCCUGGAAACUCUUUGGUAUUUAUCAAGAUAGGAUGUGAUGAAAUUAUUUAUCAAACCAAGUAUGCAAAUCGAAAUUCGCCUCAAUGGGGUGAUGCAUUUACCUUCCCCAUAAAAACUGGUUAAGAAGAGGUUUGGCUUGCAAUUUUGGAUGAAGAAUCAGCCUCAAAUAAAUAAAUAGGUGGGUAAGUUCAAUUGUAAUUGCAGCAAUUUUACGAUUAAAAAAUUCAUGAGGAGGAGCUGAGUUUAAUGGAUCAACAUAACAUUUCGAAGGCAGCAGUUGUGAAGGUUACAGUUCAAUGGAUACAUUCCUAAGUAUUGAAACAUUAGUAUUUAGACAAAAUAUUUGGAGUAGGAGAUCUUGGAGACUCAAUAGUAGAUGCAAGAACUUAAAUUCGAUAUUGAUGAGUAUAACAACGACAUUAAAGCGAUAUUCUAACCAUUUCAAUUAGAAAGUGCUGGAAAUCAAAUUGAGUAAUCAGAUUCGAUUUAGAAGCACUAAUAAAUUGCAAAUCAACUUUACUCGACUCAAUAAAACUAUUCUGUAGUGCCUCCUAAACAGAAUACUGAAAUCACUCCAAACUAAUGGUUAAGAAUAAGUUUGAUACUAACUCUUAUGUUUUUUGUAUCAGCUAUUGCGGAAUCGUUUAUAAGAACAUAAUAUUUGGAUGUAUUAAUCAGAUUCAAUAGAUUAGUUUCUAAUUUUAUUUUACAGUUUGUGGUUUUAUAUGAACAAUUCUGAAUUGCACUCUCUAUUACAUAUUAAAAUAAUGACAUUUAUGUACAUUUUGUCAAUUGUCUAUGAUGGCUUUUGGUUGUUUUUUUAUUUUAAACCUUACUUAAGAAACGAAGUCAAAUUCGAUCAUCAAGAGGACACAUUUCAUUAAUACACUGUAGUACUUUGCAUUUUGAUUCUCAUAGAAAAAGUAAGAAUGUCACAUCUAAAUCAUAGCUAUUUAUUAUACUCUCUUAUUUUAAUUUGUAUGUAAAAUGUCCGAAUGCAAGACAGAACAUUUUUGAUGAGUAAUAUGAGAUUUGUUUUGGAUCAUAUUACCAAUAGAAAAUGGCAGAAAGUCAGAAGCAAGCACAAUACUCGAGUAAGGUGAUAAGACAAGGCACUCCAAAUAUCAAGUAUAUCUAUCCUAUGCAACAAUAAUCCCAAAGUCAAAGAUAGCGCUAUUCUUUGAGAUAUGUUCAAUGAAC
Messenger RNA from Paramecium octaurelia, 1627 nucleotides. The record is from the annotation of a GenBank genome assembly. Lineage: Eukaryota; Ciliophora; Oligohymenophorea; Peniculida; Parameciidae.